Messenger RNA from Botrytis fragariae, 690 nucleotides. RefSeq names its product putative glycoside hydrolase family 61 protein. NCBI's taxonomy places the organism in Eukaryota, Fungi, Ascomycota, Leotiomycetes, Helotiales, Sclerotiniaceae. The transcript has 4 exons. The record is from RefSeq and is a predicted model, not a curated record. Bases 1 to 690 code for a protein of 229 amino acids.
AUGAGAAGUUCAGAUAUCACAUUCGUCUUGCUAAGUAUUGUGGCAACAGUCAGAAGCCAUGCAACUUUCCAGGAACUUUGGAUAAAUAGUGUUGAUCAAGUCGGGAGCUGUGUUCGCUUGCCUCCUACUAAUAGUCCUGUCACCGACCUAACAUCGACUGAUUUGCGAUGCAAUGUCGGAGGCACAGUUGGAGUAUCCGGAGUGUGUCCAGUGGCAGCUGGGGGGAAUGUAACCGUAGAAAUGCAUCAACAACCAGGAGAUCGAUCAUGUGCCAAUGAAGCCAUUGGAGGCGCUCAUUAUGGACCAGUCAUUCUGUACAUGUCCAAGGUCUUGAAUGCGGCGAACGAUACUGGCGCUGGUUCGUGGUUUAAAGUAGACCAAGAGGGAUACGAUCAAACCCUAAACGCCAACUGUGGAAAACGUUCUUUCAUCAUUCCAUCAACACUAGCACCUGGUGACUACUUGCUACGCGCAGAAGUCAUCGCUUUGCAUGUAGCAAGUUCGGUAGGAGGCGCUCAACUCUACCUGUCUUGUUUUCAGCUACGUGUAACUGGUUCUGGCUCAAAGAACCCCACUGGAGUAUCAUUUCCAGGAGCAUAUUCGGCAACCGAUCCGGGGAUUCUGAUCAAUAUUUACCAAACCAUAAAUAAUUACACCAUACCCGGACCAACUACAGUCUUUACUGGCUAA